AAUAUAUAAAAAGUUAAAACACACACACUUGGGGCUCUGUGUCAGUACCUAUGUAAAUCUACACAAUUUUCUUUAGGUAUGGUGCGACCAAAAGCGAUAUGUCCGGCAAAAGGCGUCGGAAAACAUUAAGUUGCGGAAAGGAACGGGAGGUGGCCCUAAUAUGGAGAAAAAACUGUCCCCAAGUGAAGAGGCUAUUUUUAAUUUAAUUGGGUUGGAGAAAUAUGUGGAUGGUGUCCUCGUGGAAAGAUUAGGAUUUCAGGUGGCACCUGAAGAUGCGCUUGUUAUUGACGAUGCCGAAGCUCCGUCAUUUGUUUCAGAAGUUGAGAUAUCCGACAUUAUCGAAGAGGAAAAUUUUGUAGAUAUGGUGAUUGCAACCCAGGAACCUCAAGACAACGGCACGGCGGCUACAAGUAAAAUUACAGAUUGUGUUAAAACGGGCAUUAUCACAGAAUUAUGUUCUCCGGUUCCAAAACAAUCAAAAGCCGUUGCAGCUGCCGCCUUGAAAGAGGAAAUAAAAAUUCAAAAUGAAAUCUGUGCGCAUAUAAAGACUGCAGCAACCGAUCUAAAAGAGCAACACGGGAGCUUAAAUAAAAUAUCGCAAAGGUUGGACAAGAUAUAUGAUAUUCAGAAAAAGCACUAUAAAGAGAUGGAAUCGCAUCUGAAGGAAGUGAACCUCAUUAAGAAGGAAAAGAUAGAAGAAAUGAAGAGACACAAUUAUGUUAUGGAAAAAAUGAGAAGAAAAGAAAUUGAAUACAAAUUGGAAAAGAAUAGACGAUUGAUGGAAAUAGAAGAUCUAAAAGUUCGUAAAAGUAAUGAUGGACAAAUGCAGUGCGACUAGUGUAUAUACUGCAAGAGUAUUUUUUUUAUUGGAUUGCCUUAAAGUACUAAGUACCUGAGUAUUUAUUUUUUAUUAAUAACAUUACCAAUAGUUACAUUGAAGUACAAAUUGCUUAAACAUAAGAUGUUCUACAUAUACAGCGCGGUAAAAGAUAGCACAUCAAUAUUUUGGCCAGUUUUGACAAAUUUUCUUUUGCUAUUUUUAAUGUACAUAUAUUCAUUUUUUUAUUAAAGCAUACAU
This is a messenger RNA of Rhagoletis pomonella (apple maggot), 1078 nucleotides long. RefSeq lists its product as uncharacterized. The transcript is spliced from 2 exons. Bases 161 to 838 code for a protein of 225 amino acids. The record is from RefSeq and is a predicted model, not a curated record. Lineage: Eukaryota; Metazoa; Arthropoda; Insecta; Diptera; Tephritidae.